Molecule: messenger RNA, 1682 nt
Organism: Pistacia vera
Lineage: Eukaryota; Viridiplantae; Streptophyta; Magnoliopsida; Sapindales; Anacardiaceae
Product: hydroquinone glucosyltransferase-like
Exons: 1
Coding region: 121-1542 (473 amino acids)
Molecular function (GO): UDP-glycosyltransferase activity
Source: RefSeq, a predicted model, not a curated record
AGCCUAGAAGUCUUGCAUAGACUCUUCAGAUCUCUGCCCCGCCGGGAACAGUAUCACUCUUCUUCUUCUAUUCAGUAUAAUCCAACGCAAUUGAACUGAGAUUAGUUUACUAGCCCAACCAUGGAAGCUAAGCCCCAUAUAGCCGUAGUACCGAGUCCAGGAAUAGGUCACCUCGUCCCAGUCAUUGAGUUGGCCAGGCAACUUGUUCUCCGCCAUAACUUCUGCUUCACAAUCAUCAUCUCCACAACGGGCCCUCCAUCCAAAACCCUCAUAUCCUCCCUUGAAAAUCUCCCAAAUUCCAUAAACCAUGUUUUCCUUCCCCCAGCUUCCCUCGAUGACUUAUCCAGCGAUGCAAGCAUCCAAGCUAAAAUAUCCCUUAAUGUGACUCGCUCUCUUUCUUUUAUUCGCGACGCACUCAAGUCACUGCUUUCAACUACUAGACUUGUGGCGUUGGUUGUUGAUCUUUUUAGCACUGAUGCCAUUGAUGUUGCGAAUGAAUUUAAUAUAUCUCCAUACGUAUUUUACACUUCAGCACAUUUCACUUUGUCUUUGGUUCUUUCCGCUCCAAAACUGGAUGAGAUGGUUACUGGUGAGUUCAGAGACAUGUCGGAACCGGUCAAAAUACCAGGUUGUAGUGUCCCAGUUCAUGCAAGAGAUUUGCCACAACCGUUUCAAGACAGAACAAGCGACGCGUACAAAUGGAUUCUUCACCAUGCGAAACGAUUGCUUUCAGUUGAGGGUAUUCUUGUGAAUAGCUUCAUGGACUUGGGAGCAGAAGUUUUUAAAGCUUUGCAAGAGCCAGGUAAGCCACCAGUUUAUCCGGUUGGACCGUUAAUUCGGUCGAGUUCUAGCAGUGGGAGUACCGAUGAAUCUGAUUGUCUAAAAUGGUUAAAUCAUCAGCCAACUGGUUCUGUUUUGUUUGUUUCAUUUGGUAGUGGCGGGACUCUGUCUCACGACCAACUCAAUGAAUUAGCUUUAGGUUUAGAAAUGAGUGAGCAGAGAUUUUUAUGGGUGGUAAGAAGCCCUGAUAAUUCGUCAUCCAGUGGCUCCUAUUUCGGUGCCCAAAGUAAUGCAGAACCAUUUGGAUUUCUACCAAAAGGGUUCUUGGAAAGGACUAAAGCACAAGGUCUAGUUGUUCCGUCUUGGGCGCCACAGAUUGAAGUCCUAAGCCAUGGCUCAACUGCUGGUUUUUUAUCUCAUUGUGGCUGGAAUUCGACACUCGAAAGUGUUGUGCAUGGGGUGCCUUUCAUUACUUGGCCUCUGUUUGCGGAACAAAGGCUAAAUGCUUUAAUGUUGUGCGAGGAUCUAAAAGUGGGACUGAGACCCAAAGCCAAUGAAAAUGGGCUGGUGGGAAGAGAAGAGAUUGCAAAGGUUGUGAAGCAUCUAUUGCAGGGCGAAGAAGGAUUAAGAAUGCGACACCGUAUGAACAUCCUGAAGGAUGCUGCAGCCAAGGCCUUGACUGAAGAAGGAUCUUCUACAAAGUCGCUCUCUGAGUUGGUUCUCAAGUUUAAAACUCAAAUAGAGACCGAAGAAACCAUUUGAAUGACUCAAUGGCGGGUUGAUUCAAAAGGAUUCCAGCUCCAUCUGUCUGGACUGCAAAGUUAUUUUGAAAAUUGUACAACUAUAGUUUCUGAUAGCGUGGCGGAAAUGUUAAAUAAUAUGGUUAAUGUUUUGGUUUCUAA